GAGCCGGGGCAAGCGCAGCUCUCUCUGCUUCGUGUCCCCAGCGGCUCUUGGGAGGUAGCGGGCAUUGCCGCAGGAAGGCGCAGGGCCCUGCCGGGAGGGGCCAGUGGCCGCCCAAGGGGCCCUGGGCGCUGGGAGUAGGGAAGCACAGGAAGGAGGCUGCCCAAGUGACUUACGGAGGUGCCCUCUCCUGAGGCGGCGCCGAGCUACCGGGAGCCCUUUUCCCAAGUCUUCCCCGCCUUGAACCAUCUCUAACCCUUCGAGGCAGUGGGGCAGCGCCGGCCCUCUGGGAGCCUGGCCCGGGAUUGUCCCCCAAACCCGCCGGAGCUAUUUUUGCGCAAGAGCCUAACCCCGGGUGCGCGCGCGGGGCAGGACUCAGGCGCGCCGCCUGGGCGUUGUGCAGCUGCGUCGCCUCACGAAGCCCGCUCUCCGAGCUCCAGAGGCUUUGAGAGAGACAACCCCAAGGCAAGGGCGUUUGGGGAGCUGCUGUGGAGCCAGGGGUUUGGAGGAGCGAGGCAUAUGUAUUUUCAGCUGCGCCUCAGCUCCGAAAUGUGACAAUUGACUAGCUCGACAGAGGCUUCCAGGGUCUUGGCUUGAUACUUUAGAAUAUGCUACCGAGCCAGUGCUUUCCGUGGGGAAUUGAAGGGCCAGCUGGUCGCAGCCACCGUGACCUGGAGCAAGGGAGUCAGAAGACAGUUACAGAAAGCAAGAGAGACCUUCCACGGGGCUGCCUUGGGUUGCUGCUGCAGGUUCCUGCCACACAGCUGCUGCUGCAGCCCUCCGAUGGAAUGCUGCUGAGGACCUCCCCGCAGGGCAUCAAGUGGGGCUGUGCAAAGGGCCGCCUGGUGAGUGAGGACUGAGCCCUGACCUCUGCUGGGGAACUCGAGGGCUGCCAGAGCCCCCUAUGCGCCCUCCCUCGGGAAGAUGAGGACUCUGAACACCUCUACCAUGGACAGGGCCGGGCUGGUGGUGCAGAGGGACUUCUCCUUCCGUGUCCUCACAGCCUGUUUCCUGUCACUGCUCAUCCUGUCCACCCUCCUGGGAAACACGCUCGUCUGUGCCGCUGUCAUCAGGUUCCGGCACCUGCGUUCCAAGGUGACCAACUUCUUCGUCAUCUCCUUGGCCGUCUCGGAUCUCUUGGUGGCUGUCUUGGUCAUGCCCUGGAAAGCUGUGGCCGAGAUCGCCGGCUUCUGGCCCUUUGGGUCCUUCUGUAACAUCUGGGUGGCCUUUGACAUCAUGUGCUCCACGGCGUCCAUCCUCAACCUGUGUGUGAUCAGUGUGGACAGGUACUGGGCCAUCUCUAGCCCCUUCCGGUAUGAGAGGAAGAUGACCCCUAAGGCAGCCUUCAUUCUGAUCAGUGUGGCAUGGACUCUGUCUGUGCUCAUCUCCUUCAUCCCAGUGCAGCUCAGCUGGCACAAGGCGAAACCCACGAGCCCCUCUGAGGGGAACGCCACUUCCCUGGGUGAGGCCCCGGACAACUGUGAUUCCAGCCUGAGCAGGACAUAUGCCAUCUCAUCCUCCCUGAUAAGCUUUUACAUCCCCGUGGCCAUCAUGAUUGUCACCUACACCAGGAUCUAUAGGAUCGCCCAGAAACAGAUACGGCGCAUUUCGGCCCUGGAGAGGGCAGCCGUCCACGCCAAGAAUUGCCAGACCACUGCAGGGAAUGGAAAUCCCGUGGAGUGUUCUCAGCCGGAAAGCUCCUUUAAGAUGUCCUUCAAAAGGGAGACGAAGGUUCUGAAGACGCUGUCCGUGAUCAUGGGGGUGUUCGUGUGCUGCUGGCUCCCUUUCUUCAUCUUGAACUGCAUGGUGCCCUUCUGUGGGUCUGGGGAGACCAAGCCGUUCUGCAUCGAUUCCAUCACCUUUGAUGUGUUUGUGUGGUUUGGGUGGGCUAAUUCCUCCUUGAACCCCAUCAUUUAUGCCUUUAAUGCUGAUUUUCGGAAGGCAUUUUCAACCCUCUUAGGGUGCUACAGACUUUGCCCUACGUCGCAUAACGCCAUAGAGACCGUUAGCAUCAAUAACAACGGGGGCGUGGCGUUUUCCAGCCAUCACGAGCCUCGGGGCUCCAUCUCCAAGGACUGCAACCUGGUGUACCUGAUCCCACACACCAUGGGCUCCUCCGAGGACCUGAAGAAGGAGGAGGCAGGUGGCAUAGCCAAGCCCUUGGAGAAGCUGUCCCCGGCCCUGUCUGUCAUUUUGGACUAUGACACUGAUGUCUCCCUAGAAAAGAUCCAGCCCAUCACACAAUACGGACAGCACCCAACCUGAACUCUGAGAUGAGUCCUGCCAGCCAUACUCACCCCAGAAGCUAGAGGAGAUCUUUCUGGGGCUUGCCGCUAAGACACUAAGGUGUGGUGAGACGCCCAGAUGUCGGGCGAGCCCUUCUCUGCUGCUUUCCCUCAACACACAACUAACUCUGUUCGCAAAUCCAUCCCGUGUGUUUCCUGUGUUGUGCAUGGUGACUCAGAGAGGCACACAUGUGAGGUGUGUACAAGGGACAUGUCUGGGGCUCCAAGGUUAUUUUUAGAAACCAAUUCUUAGGACUUGAAAAAUAGGGCAAACAAUCAACAGUGAACAGCUUCACUUAACACGUAAGCCUUUCUGGGAAGGGAAGGAGGAGGGUUGAGUUUGCUGUGUACAAACAGGUGCUAACACUGGUCCAAGCAAAGUUUUCAGAUUGUAAAGGUAGGUGCAUGCCUUCAUAAAUUAUUUCUAAAAAAAUAAUUGAGCCUUACAGGACGGAGAGGGUUGGUUUUUCAGACUUGAGAGAUGCUUCUUGGAUAUUAGGUUUAUUUAUCUAUUGUAUUAUAUGGAUAUUUUUAAUUUAUUAUAAUGAAUCUAUAUUUAUCGUAUUUAAUAGGAUAAACCAAUGAGUUAUCUGAGACUUUGCCGUCACAUUUUUGUCCAUGUAACUAGCUCUUUAUAAGCCAAUGAAACAAAACACACAGACUCUGAGAUUCUAAAUGCUCAUGUAUAACUUCCAGAUACGCAGCAGAGAUGGAUAGGAAAUGAAGCUGUGACUAUUCCUUAAGAUUCAUUGGCAUAAAUAAAGAUGAGGUGAGAACUGACAAAUGCUGUGAAUGUUUUUUUUUUUCUUCCUAAAAUGAUUUUGGAAAACUUUUAAAAGCACAGCUACUGUUGCAGUCAGACUUUUUAAAAUGACCGCCACUUCCUAGGAGAAUGACUGGCAGGUCUGUAAAUAUCCUAAAGAAAAGCCAGCUUAAGAAGACGCCAGCUGAAAUGUGUGACCUUAGACGGUAAUAACAAGUAAAUGCCACUUUGUAUUUGUGUGCAAUAGCUGGGCCCCUGCGUCUUUCUUCAUUUCAUGUGUCAGAUAGCUUUUCGGAGCCAGACAAAUGGCUGUCCUGGUGAGGUGCGUGUGGUGGACACGGUGGCUUUCCUUAAUUCUCGCACCACAACAGUCUCACCAGUGGACAAAGGUCAAAUCCUGCGCCUCCAUCUUGCCAGGUCAAACCAAGCCGAGGCUACUUUUGUAGUGCUUCACCUGAACUGAGAACUGAUUUUCAUAAAAGUCUAAAUGUUAGUGGUAUACUGACGAAUGAGUAGCGCCUCCGUGUCAUCCUUGAGGAAGGCACCUCUGUUGGAAAAAACAGGAGAGCCCUUCUCUUCGGGUGUGGUAAGCACCCCAAAGCCAUCAGAAUCUCUGACUAGUGCUGACCCUGUCUGUGCUUUGGAAUCACCUUCCUAUAUCAUCACCCAGACUGUAAAAAGUACCAUAACCUCCCCCUUCGAGAUGCUAAUUCAUGCGGGGCAUUUCAAGAGAAUUCCUUAGAAAUGUUGACAGAGUUGUCUUGUGAGUAAGCAGUCGGCUUAAUACUUAGAUGAAAUGGAUAGCCAGAAAGGGACCUGCUGGGAGGCAUCUCCUGCGUCAGGUCUGUGUCGCUUCUGCAUUUGAGUGUUUCCUUAACUUGAUUGCCUGUAUUGCUUUCUCACAUAUAAUAAAAUU
This is a messenger RNA of Hipposideros armiger (great roundleaf bat), 3961 nucleotides long. It is a transcript of the gene DRD1, whose product is annotated as dopamine receptor D1. Gene Ontology annotation, biological process: G protein-coupled dopamine receptor signaling pathway; adenylate cyclase-activating adrenergic receptor signaling pathway; positive regulation of MAPK cascade. Gene Ontology annotation, cellular component: plasma membrane. The record is from RefSeq and is a predicted model, not a curated record. The transcript has 2 exons. Gene Ontology annotation, molecular function: dopamine neurotransmitter receptor activity, coupled via Gs; G protein-coupled receptor activity. NCBI's taxonomy places the organism in Eukaryota, Metazoa, Chordata, Mammalia, Chiroptera, Hipposideridae. The coding region runs from base 922 to 2262 and encodes 446 amino acids.